Messenger RNA from Ustilaginoidea virens, 1413 nucleotides. RefSeq lists its product as uncharacterized. The transcript is spliced from 4 exons. Gene Ontology annotation, molecular function: metallodipeptidase activity. The coding region runs from base 1 to 1413 and encodes 470 amino acids. Gene Ontology annotation, biological process: proteolysis. The record is from RefSeq and is a predicted model, not a curated record. Lineage: Eukaryota; Fungi; Ascomycota; Sordariomycetes; Hypocreales; Clavicipitaceae.
AUGGCGACGGACAAGAACCCGGUCCUCCCGUCUUGGCACGAGAUCACCACAACGAAAGCUACUCCUCCUGACUCAGAUGCACCAUCUGUACAACCCUCCUCCACAAAGAGGUUGAGCCCGUACCGCGGGGUACUAUACGCGAUCUUGGCGUUGGUAUCUCUCGCUGCACUUCACGGGCCGCUUGGCACAACAAACCUUGGAAUCCCGUUACAUGUGUGCGGAAAGCCCAUGACUGUCGAGCAAAAGGCUCGCCAGAUACUUGCCCACAACCCUCUCAUCGAUGGUCAUAUCGACCUACCGAUCCUGUUGCGGGCCCUGUACCACAACCGGAUCGACAAUGAUGAAUGGAGACAAAGAUUUGAGAAUGGCACUAUGCCAGGCCAAGUUGACCUUUACCGGUUGAGCAAAGGCCAGUCUGGGGGUGCUUUCUGGAGUGUAUUUGCCCCUUGCCCAGACAAAGGGGACGACUUUUCCGAUGCCAACCUUGCACCGAUUGUACAAUAUACCCUCGACCAAAUUGAUGUAAUGGACAGAGUCAUGGAAGCUUUCCCCCAUGAUUUCGCCCCGAGGGUAAAGAGUCGGGACGCCAGGGCCGCCUUCAACUCGGGUAAACUGAUAUCUCCCCUUGGCGUUGAGGGACUUCACCAGAUCGGCAACCAUGUUGCCAACCUGCGGCGUUUCCACGAACUUGGCGUUCGAUAUGCCACGCUGACGCAUAAUUGCCAUAACAAGUAUGCAGAUGCUGCUCUGUUGGAGAGUCCCCUAAGGAAGGCCGAACCCAAGUGGAACGGCGUUAGCCCAUUGGGGCGUGAGCUCAUUCACGAGAUGAACCGAAUCGGCAUGAUUGUCGACCUAUCUCAUGUCAGCGAGGACACCAUGUUUGAUGUUCUAGGAGGUCGGCAAGAUUGGCCUGGCUCUCUGGCCCCCAUCAUCUUCUCCCACAGCUCCGCCUACAGCAUUUGCCCGCAUCCCCGCAACGUCAAGGACAGCAUCUUGCAGCUCGUCAGGAAGCGAAAUUCCGUAGUCAUGGUCAAUGUCAGCCCGGAUUUCAUCUCGUGCAGGGCCGUCGGCAACCCAAACGGGCUUCCAGAGGAAGACCCAGCCAACGCUACGCUGGAUCGAGUUGUAGAACACAUUCUACAUAUCGGGAAUCUCAUUGGUUUUGACCACGUCGGUAUCGGCACCGACUUUGAUGGCAUCGACAGCUUGCCCAAGGGAUUCGACGACGUCACCAAGUAUCCCGAUCUCAUUGCUGCGUUGCUACGAGCCGGAGUAAGCGACACGGAUGCCGCCAAGAUUGCAGGCGGCAACGUACUGCGUGUGUGGCACGAUGUCGACGCAGUUUCUGCUCGACUCAAAGCUGAGAGUUCUCCAGUAAUGGAGGAUUCAAUUCGCGGCCCUGCACACGACUAG